Molecule: messenger RNA, 306 nt
Organism: Closterium sp. Naga37s-1
Lineage: Eukaryota; Viridiplantae; Streptophyta; Zygnematophyceae; Desmidiales; Closteriaceae
Source: the annotation of a GenBank genome assembly
AUGUGCUCAUUCGCCCGCUAUCCUCCCUCCCCUCCCGCCGCUGCUGGUGAAUUGGCUCAUCUGCUCACCACGUCUGGCUCGUCUGCUUCCUACGUCAGAUUGUCCCCUUACUACGCUUCCCUCCCUCUCACCAUCCCACCGUCCCUCCAUUUCCAGGCUAUCUGCUCAUUCGUCCACUCUCCUCCCUCCCCUCCCGCCACUGCUGGUGUGUUGGCUCGUCUGUUGACUAGGCUACCUGCUAAUACGCCCGCUCUCCUCCAUCCCUUCCCGCCGCUGCUGGUGCCUCGGCUCGUCUGCUCACUCUGA